UUUAGCGUGUAAACAAACUGGAAAAACAAAGUUGUAUAUGCAAGGAAUUGUUGUGGUAUAAAUGAAGUUGAAAUCAUUAGCAGUCUUCACUCGGUAUAGCUAUUUUCAUAAGAAAAUUUAAGUGAUUUUGGACUGUUACAAUAUACACUACUGCUGGAAUAUGAUCAUCUUCCUGAUGGUAGUAUUCCUGUUUUGUAUGUACUGGUUGUUCUGGAUGUCAAAAACACGGCGCAUUGAAAAGUUCACGGCAUCUCUCCCUAUGCCCCCAUCCUUACCUGUCAUCGGCCAUGCAGCCCUUUUCUUAGGAAACACCGAGAAAAUCCUUAAAAAUCUAGAAGACAUAGCCUCUAUCGCACUUAAAAACAACGGAGCUGUGAAACUUUGGUUGGGCCCAAAAUUAUACAUUGCAAUCGGCAACCCUGAAGAUGCCCAACUCAUUUUGGAGAACUGUUUAGACAAAGAUGUCGUUUACAGAUUUCUGCGUCCUUGGCUAGGACAAGGCUUGUUCAUUGCCCCGCUCAGACUGUGGAAGAUGCACAGAAAGAUUCUGUUGCCAGUGUUCCACAACAAAGUAAUAGAAGAAUAUAUCGGUGUUAUAUCGAAACAAGCAGACGUACUCACAGAAAGGCUGGAAGAGCAAUCUGGGAAGGAGACAUUCGAUGUUUUAAGUUACAUUUCAGCCUGCACUUUAGAUAUUGUUUUUGAAACGUCUAUGGGUGAGAAAAUGGAUGUCCAACAUUGGCCUGAUACUCCAUACCUGCGAGCUCGUCACACAGUUAUGGAGAUUCUUAAUAAACGACUAUUUAAGGUUUGGCUCCAGCCUGACUGCCUCUUCAAGCUAACCAGAUACGCUAAAGAACAAAAGAAGAAUAUCGACCUCACUCAUAAAUUUACAGACGAGGUUGUUCAGAAAAGGCGUCUACAAUUUGAGGCAAAGGAAGCGAUUGGACUUAACAACACAAAAGAUUCAGGUGAUAAAAUAAGACCAGUUCUGGAUAUGUUAUUCGGACGAGAGAUCGAGUUCACGAACGAGCAGCUGAGGGAACACAUAGACUCCAUAACUAUAGCUGGAAACGACACCACCGCUCUUGUCAUAGCUUACACCCUCGUGAUGCUUGGAAUACAUCAGGACGUUCAGCAAAGGGUAUUCGAGGAACAACAAUUAAUUUUUGGCAAAGAAAAAAGAGCACUUAACAAAGAGGAUUUAAUACAAAUGCAAUACUUGGAGAGAGUCAUCAAAGAAAGCAUGCGACUCUACACUGUGGUGCCAAUUAUAGCUAGAAAUAUUGACCGAGAUAUAUAUUUACCGCACAGUAAAGUGACAAUACCAUCAGGCGUUGGAGCGGUUGUUGGAGCUUUUGCGAUACACCGUUCAGUUGAUGUGUGGGGAUCAAAUGCCAACGAGUUUGAUCCUGACAGAUUCCUUCCGGAACGUUCUAAGAAUAGACACCCGUGUUCCUUUAUACCUUUCAGUCAUGGCUCACGGAAUUGUAUUGGAAGAAAUUUCGGUAUGAUCAUCAUAAAGGGCAUCAUAUCGAACGUGAUCAGAUCGUUUAUAAUACAAGCGGAUGAGGUGGGACCAUUGAAAAUCGAGAUGCUUUUAUUUCCCACUAGAGGCCAUCAAAUUAAGAUAACUAAGAGAAUGAAUUAAAUAAACUAGCAUAAUGACUUAUAUCUAAUCUACGUCCUAUUUCAUAUACAAGCUACGAUGUCCUUUUUGUU
Danaus plexippus (monarch butterfly) is the source of this 1722-nucleotide messenger RNA. RefSeq names its product cytochrome P450 4c3-like. NCBI's taxonomy places the organism in Eukaryota, Metazoa, Arthropoda, Insecta, Lepidoptera, Nymphalidae. The record is from RefSeq and is a predicted model, not a curated record. Bases 161 to 1651 code for a protein of 496 amino acids. The transcript is spliced from 11 exons. Gene Ontology annotation, molecular function: heme binding; monooxygenase activity; oxidoreductase activity, acting on paired donors, with incorporation or reduction of molecular oxygen.